AUGUCGUCGCUGGACAUACCCAGCCUCCGGCGAGCCGGUGCCGUCUGCAGGUCCUGGCGCGCGGCGCACAACGCCUUCUGCCUCCCCGCGCUGGAGCGAGCGCCGUGCCUGUUCUACGCCUGCGAGGAGUACGGGCCCAACGACGCCGCACUCUACUGCCCCGCCACCGGCGCCACCUUCCGGGUCCCCUUCCCGGGGCCCCCGCAUGAGAGGCGGGGCUUCACCUUCGCGUGCCACGGCGGCUGGCUGUUUACCACCGACGAGGCCGGCGACCCUUACCUCCUCAACCCCGUCACCGGCGCCCAGGCCACGCUCCCUCCGGUCAAAACUAUCUACCAGAACGACGAAUUCUAUGACGACGGUGGCAAGCAUGUCUGGUCUGCUGACCCCGAGAACGGGAUCAUGAAACCCAGCAUCAGCUGGGCGCGACACCUGGUGUUCCUUCGGGUUGCCAUCUCUACGACCGCCGAUGUGACGGAAUGCACCGUCCUCAUCGUGCAUAAUCCGAAGUGGAGACUCUCUUUUGCCAGGCCGGGAGACGACCGGUGGACACUGGUCUCCCAGGAUGGAGGCUACAUUGACAACGUUCUUUACAAUGACAAGGAUGGCUUGUUCUACAUUUUGUAUGCGAAUGGCUCUAUUGGUACUUUAAAUCUUUGUGAGCCUUCACCAUCAGUAACCAUGAUCAUGCGCAGCGUGUUACCCUCGUUAGGAUAUCAUACCAUGUAUCCUGUCAUCGGUCCAUCGGGUGAACUCCUGCAGGUCUGGAGGGACUGGAGUCACAUAGAUACUCUACUCAAGUAUCGUGCUAGAGACAGAAGAUAG
Triticum turgidum subsp. durum (durum wheat) is the source of this 825-nucleotide messenger RNA. Lineage: Eukaryota; Viridiplantae; Streptophyta; Magnoliopsida; Poales; Poaceae. The record is from the annotation of a GenBank genome assembly.